Molecule: messenger RNA, 953 nt
Organism: Cynara cardunculus var. scolymus (artichoke)
Lineage: Eukaryota; Viridiplantae; Streptophyta; Magnoliopsida; Asterales; Asteraceae
Product: calcium-binding protein CML37-like
Exons: 2
Coding region: 108-827 (239 amino acids)
Molecular function (GO): calcium ion binding
Source: RefSeq, a predicted model, not a curated record
UUCCAAGAGCCUUCAGCACCUCUUCCGACUUCCAUGGCAUUUCCACUUUGUAUAAACUAAAGUAGGUCAUCUUCUCCUCUCAGUUUAUUCCAUUUCUGUCUAUACAAAUGAAGGUGACUCCUCCGUCAUUGUUAUCCACGAUCAUGAGGAGCUUUGCUAUAAAACGACCAUUAAUGUUGAAGACACGAUCCUUGAAGGAUCAGCGAUCAAAACCAGAUUGGUUGCUUCAAGCUCAGACCAUUGGCCGUGCUAUAGGUCAACCCACUGAAACCUCUGAUGACAGCGAUCGAGCUCCCUCGUUUGGAUGUUUGGUAGGCGACAGAGGGAAUUCUGAAACCGCCAGUGUUAUUUUCAGUGAUGAUCCACCGCCGUCAUACUCCGACGUAGCUCGCCGAAAUGCAUCUCAUACCGAUGAAUCCAGCGUGGAUCGGAAUUUUCCUGAAGUAAAUUUUGAGGAUGGUAGUUCCACUGCUCUCUAUUUUGGGGAAAUUUAUCAGGAACAUGAUUUGGGGAGUUUCGAGCAUCCUGAAGAUGAGAAGCUGCCAGAGGUGUUGACAUCUACAGAUUUGUUCAACAUUUUUGAAGAUAUUUUUAAAGAGGAGCAGCCAAGAUUGGAUGAACUAGGAGAAGCUUUUGAUGUGUUUGAUGAGAACAAAGACGGGUUCAUUGAUGCAAGGGAGCUGCAGAGAACCCUUUUUGCUCUGGAAAUGAAGGAAAUAGCAGACAUUGAAGAUUGUAAGAAGAUGAUCAGAGCGUUUGAUGAAAACACCGAUGGUAGGAUAGAUUUUUAUGAGUUUGUGAAGCUGAUGGAAGCCACCUGCUCUUGAAUUCAAGUAUUCCAUUUGUUUAGGGUUUAUACCAUUAUAAGUAAAGAAAUUAUUGCUUUUCCCUUUUUGUCUUUCUGUUGACAGUUUGUCCACAGGAUUUCUGUAUUCAGUGAAAACAACUUUACC